This is a messenger RNA of Dichomitus squalens LYAD-421 SS1, 675 nucleotides long. RefSeq lists its product as uncharacterized. NCBI's taxonomy places the organism in Eukaryota, Fungi, Basidiomycota, Agaricomycetes, Polyporales, Polyporaceae. The transcript is spliced from 2 exons. The annotation marks the transcript as partial. The record is from RefSeq and is a predicted model, not a curated record.
AUGCCAGUCCUUGACACCACUACCGGGCAAUUCGUCGACAUCCGAUCCGAUGGAUCAGUCCCAUACGCUAUCCUCUCGCACACCUGGGAUGCGGGAGGCAAGCAGUCCUACCAAGAUGUACGCCGGAUACAAGAAUCGUCCGACCUCCGGCCUCGUGCGCUCCUCCAGAGGAAUUGGGGGGCGUGCGCUAUCGCCAUCGCCGAAAACCUUCGCUUUCUGUGGAUCGACUCGUCUUGCAUUGACAAGACGAGCAGCUCCGAGUUGUCCGAGGCAAUCAAUUCCAUGUGCGCCUGGUAUCGUAAUGCCGUGGUCUGUUAUGCGUACCUGGUGGAUGUUCCGUGGGCGGAAGACCUGCGAUCCGAGGUCAUAUUACUAUCUAGAGAGUGGCGACUCGUAGGGUCGAAGCGUAGCUUGGCUUCGCUCGUGGAGGAAAUCACGGGGAUCUACCAAGACAUCCUGACAGGUGGGAGAUCCCUUGAUAUUAUUAGUGUCUCUCGUCACAUGUCAUGGCCCUCGAGGCGAUCCACCACGCGCAUCGAAGACCAGGCAUAUUCGUUGCUUAGUAUAUUCGAUAUCGUCCUGACUCCUAUCUAUGGAGAAGGCGACCGGGCGUUCAGGCGGCUGCAGGAAGAGAUCCUGAGGCAUAUUCCAGACGAGAGCAUCUUUGCAUGGGAG